UGCGGACCAGGAGCGAUGAGCUCGGGGACCGUGGCAGUGGCACCCCUUGCUAAGAAUGUGGUGGUCUUUCGCAACGGGGAUCCCUUUUUCCUUGGCCGGAAGUUUGUGGUGAGCCAGCGCCGGUUCCUGACCUUUGAGGCCUUUUUGAAUGAGGUGACCAGCACCAUCCAAGCCCCCGUGGCUGUUAGGAGCAUCUACACACCCCGACAGGGUCAUCGCAUCACAGACUUAAGCGAAUUGCAAAAUGGUUGCCGGUACGUGGCUGCAGGGUUUGAGAGGUUCAAAAGGCUCGACUAUGUGAAUCCUGGAAUGAAGCAGUUGAACAAGCACCAGAAAAAAAACGGACUGCGGAAUUAUCCAGGUGCUCCUCAGACGGUGACGGUUGCGGCAGGAUGGAAGCGGCAAACGAACCUUCCCUGCGUCAUCCACAUUUUCCGCAACGGAGACUUGCUCAGCCCCCCCUUCCGAAUGAUCCUGACCAGGAGCACCCUGCAGGAAUGGAACCUCGUCCUCAGCCUUUUGUCAGAAAAGGCAAAUCUGCGCACCGGAGCUGUGAAAAAGCUCUGCAAGCUGAAUGGCGACCUCAUCUCCCGGGGCGAGGAGCUGGUGAGCGGCGGCUAUUACGUGGCUGUGGGGCUGGAGAAGUACAAAGAUUUGCCUUACUUCGAACUGCUGGUACCCCCCAAAAUGGCUCACUGUCCCUUUCGGAACUUUCCUACCAACAGAAGAAGGAACUACAAUCAGGGGCUUGGGGAACUCCAGGAGGCUUCCCAAGAGGGAGGCAGCGACUCAGCACUCCAUGAACCAGCCCGACAGGGCUUCCAGCUGAAACUUCAUCGGGUGCACUCCACAGGGAUUGUGCCAAGAGGAAGCAGUCCAAAUUCUUCUGAGUCCAAGCCAACCAAGAAAUAUCCUCACCAAGAUAAAGUGACGUCCAUCUUUCAUGCCAAGCCAGACCAGGUCGGACAAGUUAGCCAGAUCUCCGGCAACUGUUCUGCCCAAGGAUGUCUUACUGUGUUGUGUUUCAUUUUUCCUUCAGAAGACGAAAGUGUUUAUAAAAUGAAAGGGGCAAGACAGGAGAUGGCAGAUGCGCAGGAAAUAGGAGAAGACGAAGACACGCAGGUUGAAUUUCCCAUAGACCAGAAAGCUGCAGCGAUUGUGGAAGAGGAAGUUAUACCAAAGACUAAAGGAGUGCUGUUCAACAAGGUAAUUAAGAAUACUUUAAUCAGAGCACCGGAGAGAAGAAACAACGGGGUUUAUACAACGACUGAUUCAUCUUAG
Molecule: messenger RNA, 1281 nt
Organism: Candoia aspera
Lineage: Eukaryota; Metazoa; Chordata; Lepidosauria; Squamata; Candoiidae
Gene: DCDC2B
Product: doublecortin domain containing 2B
Exons: 10
Coding region: 16-1281 (421 amino acids)
Biological process (GO): intracellular signal transduction
Cellular component (GO): microtubule organizing center; microtubule
Source: RefSeq, a predicted model, not a curated record